ACAUUCUCUUGCUUUUGCUCUUCCACGUCGCUGUCGCGCAACUCUCCUUGCGUUCUCCUUACGUUCCACUAGUUUUUUCUCUGUUCUUAUUGUGCUUUGCUCUACGUCCUGUAUUUCGCUUAGCUGUUGGACGCGUAAUCCUUGUCACUGUAUCCAUACCUAUCAUUGCAAAAGACUUUCUAUUCUUCUGCUUGAGUCAGCGAAAAAAUGCCUGAGGAAGAUUAUGAUAUCUACGGCGAAUACGAAGCUUAUGCUGUCGGCAGAGCCAACCAGGGUAUUGACGGUCAGGAAUUCGACGCAAAGGAAGAACCGGUGGAGGCUAUAAUAACCGUAGUCGAACCCUCAACAGGUGAGAAACGGCCUCGAAGCGAUGAGGAAGAGGAAGAGGAAGUGAAACCGUCACCCGCCCAACACUCGCCUCCAGCUCCUUACGCUCAGCCAAUCCAGCAAGGGCAGGUUAGGACCGAAGGUAUCUCGCACGGCAUGAACGGUAACUACAACGCCGCUGUGCAAAACGGUAGUCAUAUGGGAGGCGGGACAGAUCCUUCGAUGAUGGGCUAUGAUGCACUGUAUAUUGGUGAUUUGCAAUGGUGGACAACAGAUGAGGACCUGCGUCAAGUCGCUCUAAAUCUUGGCGUGUCAAUCGAUCAUCGUGACAUUACCUUUUCUGAGCACAAGGUAAACGGCAAGAGUAAAGGUAUCGCCUACGUGGAGUUCAGUAGUUUCGAAGACGCCAACGCGCUCAAAGCAUGGUUCGAUAAUAACGACUUUCAAAAUAGACGUGCUACAGCAACUCUGACAAGUUCGUCACAAGGCAAUCCAUUCCGCACACUCCCAAAAGAACCACCGCCCCGAGACACUCGAAACACCCACCAAGGAACCCCCAUAUCCACAUUAGGGACAAGCAUGGGCCGCGGCUCGACAGGGAAUUUCCGCGGUAAUGCUUCCAACCAGAACCAGAUGGGGGGAGGCAUGAUGGGUGCACAAAGUCGCGGGGGUGGUAGUAUGGCGAACAACAUGAUGCGCGGCGGGAUACCCACAAUGAUGGGUAACAUGGGCAUGGGCAUGGGUGGCAUGAACAUGAUGGGAAUGGGGAACAUGGGCAUGGGCAUGGGCGGCUUCGGCGGGCGCGGCAGCAUGGUUCCCCAGGGACCCAGAGGAGGUGUUAUGAUGGUGGGCGGGCGUGGUGGCAUGGGAGGAAUGGGUAUGGGAAUGAUGGGAGGACGCGGCGGCUUCGGCAUGCAAGGUCACUUCAACCCAGCAUUCAUACAAGGCCAACAAGGCGGUCAGUUUGGUGGCGGCUCAGACAGGAAGCGAUUCCGAGCGGACGACAAUUGAUAGUGCAUUAAGACACCUGCAAUUCAAAACACCCGUGGAUCGACGUAUCUAAUUAUUUGUUUAUUUCUAUUCUCCAGUCCUUUGCAUCAUGCGCUCAGCGCCUUAACUUGUUGAUAUUUACUUUUCCGUUGUCACUGUUGACAUUGCUGAUGAACAAUAACCUACCCUUGUAAUCUUGAUACGUACAUCGUCCAUUGUCUCCGUCACG
Suillus plorans is the source of this 1546-nucleotide messenger RNA. RefSeq lists its product as uncharacterized. The transcript has 8 exons. Gene Ontology annotation, molecular function: mRNA binding. The record is from RefSeq and is a predicted model, not a curated record. NCBI's taxonomy places the organism in Eukaryota, Fungi, Basidiomycota, Agaricomycetes, Boletales, Suillaceae. Bases 208 to 1338 code for a protein of 376 amino acids. Gene Ontology annotation, cellular component: mRNA cleavage and polyadenylation specificity factor complex. Gene Ontology annotation, biological process: mRNA alternative polyadenylation.